AUGGUUGCAAAUGAGUCUAUAAAGUUAAGACUCAUUCUGAUGGUUCUCUCAAGUGAUAUAAAGCUCGCUUGGUUACUAAGGGUUUCUUGCAAGAGUAUGAUGGACGUUAAAAAUGUUUUUCUUAAUGGUCAUCUCACUGAGAAAGUCUACAUGCAUCCUCUCACUGGCCUUCUCCACUCCUCUAGGCAGGUUGCCUCUUCUCCAAAGGGCUAUUUUCUAUCUCAAGUCAAGUAUGCUAAUGAGGUUAUUCACCGUGCCGGUCUUACUGCUACUAAGGUUUCUGAUACCCCCAUUGAGCUUAAUGUGAAGCUCAAUUCUACUAAUAGUGUCCAUCUAGAUAAUCCCACUUUCUAUCGCGAGCUUAUGGGUUGUUUAGUGUAUUUGACUAUCACUCGCAUUGAUCUUGCUUAUGUUGUUCAUGUGGGCUUACUGUUGUCUUCUACUUCCUCUUUAGACUUGGUGGCCUAUGUUGAUUCCGAUUGGGCUAGUGAUGUUAAUGAUCGCAAGUCCACCUCUGGUUUCUAUAUGUUUCUUGACGAUCCUUUGAUCUCUUGA
Camellia sinensis is the source of this 555-nucleotide messenger RNA. The record is from RefSeq and is a predicted model, not a curated record. NCBI's taxonomy places the organism in Eukaryota, Viridiplantae, Streptophyta, Magnoliopsida, Ericales, Theaceae.